AUGCCUUCCGACGUUUUCAUUGACGGAGCUCGAUGUCUCGAACGUAUUCGUAAACUCUACGCAUUAUGGCAAAAUACUAAUCAUGAAGAUGGAGCUGAUGCAUCAACUCAUGAUAAUGAUGCAUUACAUUCUGCUGAUGCAAUUAUUAUUGUACGAGGACAAAAAGAAGAUGAUUUUACCUAUAGUAAAACUGCUGCUAUGCAGACUUGGUUAUUCGGUUAUGAAAUGCAUGAUGUUCUUGUUGUAUUUUGUCAAGAUUCAGUAAUUAUAUUUGCUGGUUCAAAAAAAAUUAAUUAUCUUAAACAAAUUGAAAGUGAACAUAAUAAUAAAGAAAAUGCUCCAAGAAAUUUUAACUUUUUAAUACGUAAAGAUAAUGAUGAAAAAAAUUUUGCUGAUAUUAUUGAACAAAUUAAACAAAGUCAUCAAGGUAAAACAUUAGGAGUAUUUUCAAAAGAUAAAAUGGAUGGAACAUUUGGUGAACAAUGGAAAAAUUAUUUAAAUCAACAUUCAUUUGCAACUGUUGAUAUAAGUGCUUCGAUUGGCUAUUUACUUUCUAUUAAAGAUAAUGAAGAACUUGGUUUAAUUCGUAAAGCAUGUGAAAUAACUGGAAAACUUUAUAGUAAACAUUUAAAAGAUCAAAUUGUUAAUACAGUUGAUUCGGAACGAAAAGUAAAACAUUCAAAAUUAUCUGAAGGACUUGAAGCAGCAUUAAGCGAUGAAAAAUUUGUUGCAAAAGCUGAUCUUAAUCAUGUAGAAAUGUGUUAUCCAGCUAUUAUACAAAGUGGUGGAAAUUAUAAUUUAAAAUUUAGUGCUUCUGUUGAUAACAAUCUUCUUCAUUAUGGUGGUUCAUCAAUAGUUUGUGCAUUUGGAAUUCGAUAUAAAUCAUAUUGUUCAAAUCUUGUUCGUACAUUACUUGUCAAUCCAUCAGAACAAAUGAAAAAUACAUAUAAAUUUUUAAUUGAAUGUGAAGAACUUAUAAUAAAUGAAUUAAAACAUGGUGUACAAUUGUGUGAUGUAUACAAAUUGGUACGAGAAAAAGUCGAGAAUGAACGACCAGAACUUGCCAAUAAAAUGACAAAUAAUUUAGGAACAGCAUUAGGUAUUGAAUUUCGAGAAAGUUCUAUUGCUAUAACAAGUAAAUGUACAGUAAAAGCAAAGAAAGGCAUGACUUUUCAAGUGAGCAUUGGCUUUUCUGGUUUGGAUAAUCCUGAUGGAAAAGAUGAUCAGUCAAAAAUUUAUGCUUUAUUUAUUGGCGACACUAUUCUUGUUAAUGAAAAUGAACCUUGCACAUUAUAUACAUCAUCAAAAAAAGAUAUAAGUCAUAUUGCAAUUAUUUUAAGAGAUGAUGGAUCAGAAGAAGAACAAGAUAAUGAAACAACUGCAAUAGCACCAAGACGAGCAGCUACUAAAGAAAAACCUCGAAAUGAUGCAUCCGCACCUGAAGAAUCUCGUCAAGAAUAUCAAAAAACAUUAUUACGUAGAUUAAAUGAACGAGCUGAAGCUCGAUUAACAUCACAAGAUGAUAAAGUAUCAUCGGAAAAAACUCGCAAAAUUCUUAAUUCAUAUAAAUCGGAAGGACAAUUACCAAAAGAUCCGGAUAUUCAUGAUUUAAAACUUUAUGUUGAUAAACAAUAUGAAACAGUCAUUUUACCGAUUAAUGGAAUGCCUACACCAUUCCAUAUUUCAACAAUUAAAAAUGUAUCAUUAGCUGUCGAAGGUGAAUAUAUAUAUUUACGUAUAAAUUUUUUUAAUCCUGGUGGCAUUGGUAAACAAGCUGAUUCUAUUGAUAAGGAAAAUGUCUAUAUAAAAGAAUUAACAUAUCGUGCAUCGAAUGAUAAAAAAGAUGAUGUUGCACCAGCAUCAAAUAAUCUUUCUCAUGUACAUAAAUUAAUUCUUGAAACACAAAAAAAAUUUAAAGAGCAAGAACAAGAGAGAAAACAAAUGGAGGGUGUUGUUAAACAAGCAGCAUUAAUUCUUAAUCCAAGUAAAACAAAUCCAAAAUUAAAAGAUCUUUAUAUUCGUCCAAGUUUAGCAAAUAAAAAAAUCAAUGGUACACUUGAAGCACAUACAAAUGGUUUUCGUUAUACAUCAGUACGUGGAGAUAAAAUUGAUAUACUUUAUUCAAAUGUUGCACAUGCAUUUUAUCAACCAUGUGAUAAUGAAAUGAUUAUAUUAAUACAUUUUCAUUUAAAACAUGCUAUUGUAUUUGGUAAACGAAAACAAAUUGAUGUACAAUUUUAUACUGAAGUUGGAGAAUUAACAACGGAUCUUGGUAAACAUCGAAAUAUGCAUGAUAAAGAUGAUGUUUUAGCUGAACAAGCUGAACGUGAUUUACGUAAUAAAUUAAAAGCAGCAUUUAAAGGUUUUAUUGAUAAAGUAAUACAACAAAAAAAUUUUCCAUUUGAAUUUGAACAACCAUUUCGUGCGUUGGGUUUUCAUGGUACACCACAUAGAUCAAUGGUUUUAAUUAUGCCAACAACAACAUGUGUUGUGCAAUUAACUGAAUGGCCUCCACUUGUUGUUGUGCUUGAUGAAGUUGAGCUUGUUCAUUUUGAACGUGUUCAUUUUCAAUUAAAAAAUUUUGAUAUGGUUUUUAUUAUGAAAGAUUAUUCACAAAAAACAUACAGUAUACAAUCAAUACCAAUGAAUGAACUUGAUCCAAUUAAAAACUGGUUAAAUUCAUGCGAAAUUUGUUAUACAGAAGGUCCACAAUCAUUGAAUUGGGCAAAAAUUAUGAAAACAAUAACAGAUGAUUUAAAUGGAUUUUUCGUUCAAGGUGGUUGGACAUUUUUAGAAGCGGAUACUGAUGAUACAAAAGAAGACGGCCCUGAUGAUGAUUCGGAUAUGAAUGAAGAUGAUUAUAAUCCAGAAGAAGAUGAUAGUGGAGAAGAAGGAUCAGAAAGUGACUAUUCAGGUGAAGAAGAAGAUGAUGAUGAUGAAGAAGAUUUUCAAGAUAAAGAAAGUGAUUCAGAUGAAUCAGAAAAUUUGGGUUCGGAUGAAGAAUCAGGAAAAAGUUGGAGUGAACUUGAAGAAGAAGCAAGAAGAGCUGAUGCUGAAAAAGUGGAUUAUGAUUCGGAUAAUGGUGGUCGAAGUAAGAAAAAAGGUGGCGAUUCAAAAAAACGUUCUGCAGUUGUAUCAAAAAAACGAUCAGCUCCUUCACCACCACCAAGUAACAAUAAAAAGAAAAAGAAAUAA
Rotaria sp. Silwood1 is the source of this 3195-nucleotide messenger RNA. The record is from the annotation of a GenBank genome assembly. Lineage: Eukaryota; Metazoa; Rotifera; Eurotatoria; Philodinida; Philodinidae.